AUGAUGAAGGCGCAUUUUUCACUGAAGAGACAGCUGAGGCCGAUACUUACACAUGGCAUUCCAAAGGUGCAAGGAAGAUGUUUGUAUACGCAAUGUAAUCAAUCGAUAGUUGAGACCGAUAUGGAUACUUUUAAGGUGCUCAGGGAGAUUCCUUUCGGACGCAUCAGCUGCUUUGAUGUGCAGGAUAGGAUACUAGUGGUGUGUACGGAAAGCAUAACUAUAUAUGAUCUUGCGAGUGGAGAGGUGAAGGAUGUAGUUUGCACAUCGAAAGCAGAUGUGUGCGCGAUGUUUAUUGAUACGAGCGAAGGACUUGGAUCUGAGAACGAAAGACUCACAGUGGUUGUUGGCAGGAUAGAUGGCAGUGUUUCGAAAGUUGAUGUGGGAAAUAAGAAAGUGGAGUGGGCUUACAGAAUGAAAAAUCCAGUAUACAUGCUUGGAAAGGCCGGAAAUGCAGUAUAUUCGUUGGAUUGCAACGAGCUGUGGAUAAGCAGCGAUGGAAGGAUACAAAGGAGAUGCGAAGAGCCGGAAAUAGUUGGCGUUGCAUACAAUAGAGGAAUUGUGUAUAGUGUUACAAGGCAAGGGAUACUGACAAAGUGGGAAAAUGUACCGAAGAGGGUAGAUUUGGGAAUUGAGUGUGACAGGAUGGCGGGAGAUGAGAAGCAUGUAUAUGUUUGCAGGGGAAGGAGCAUGUAUGUGCAUGAUUAUGACGGGAGAUUGGAAAUGAAGCGCGACAUUUUGACAGGUAAGGAUGAGGGAGAGGUGAAAUGUGUGAGGCUCGGAAGAGAGGAAAUGAGUUUAGAGGAUGACAGUGGAAUGCAUAUGACGCCAUCGAGCUCUGUGAAUGCAAAUGGAUUGCACGAAGAAAGCGGAGACUGCUAUGAGGACGAGAGUGGCUCUGAAGAUGAGAAUAAGAUGCUCAGUGAGGCAAAAAAAAGAAAGACGGCAUGUGAUAUGAGGGAAUGGAUGAAAGGAGAAAGUGACGGGGAGGAUGGAAUGGCUAUUGAAAGUAUAGGGAGAGGCGUGAUUGUAAGCAGUGAACAGGAAAUAUUUUUUGUGGAUGAUAGCAUGAAGACGACGGCAAGUGUAAUUGGAAACAACGACGAAAUAACGGACAUGAAGCAAUGGAAUGAUGUGCUGUUUGUUGCAACCAACAGUGGGCGACUUAGAUAUGCAGUUGCAGACGAGCGUAUUGGGGAGUAUGCGUUCUGUGCAGAGAUUGUUGUAGCGCAUCAGGAUGCAAUAAUGUCGUUGUCUGUUUACGGAGACUUUCUUAUGAGUGUGUCGAAAGACAAGACGGCGAUUUUGUGGCGGAUUGAGUCUGAAUGCAGUAGUAACAGAGCAAGCAAGACGGUUUGCUUGCGAAGGAUGAAGACACUGAGAAACAGCUUGAGUGGGCAGUAA
Messenger RNA from Ordospora pajunii, 1401 nucleotides. RefSeq lists its product as uncharacterized. Bases 1 to 1401 code for a protein of 466 amino acids. Lineage: Eukaryota; Fungi; Microsporidia; Ordosporidae. The record is from RefSeq and is a predicted model, not a curated record. The transcript has a single exon. Gene Ontology annotation, molecular function: protein binding.